Sinocyclocheilus rhinocerous is the source of this 2216-nucleotide messenger RNA. Its product is annotated as protein YIPF5. Lineage: Eukaryota; Metazoa; Chordata; Actinopteri; Cypriniformes; Cyprinidae. The coding region runs from base 108 to 884 and encodes 258 amino acids. Gene Ontology annotation, biological process: endoplasmic reticulum to Golgi vesicle-mediated transport; vesicle fusion with Golgi apparatus; regulation of ER to Golgi vesicle-mediated transport. Gene Ontology annotation, cellular component: membrane; trans-Golgi network. The transcript is spliced from 6 exons. The record is from RefSeq and is a predicted model, not a curated record.
CUAGCGCAGUGACGUCAUCGUCCCCACGACCCGGAAGUUCUGCUGCUAUUUCUUGACACGUAGUUAGCGGCGUUGGCGGAGUCCUGGGCGAUUUACGGCUGCUUGCAAUGGCAGGGUUUGACAACUUCAACACAGACUUUUACCAGUCUAGUUACAGUGUAGAUGAUCAGAACCAAGGAGGAUAUGGCUACAGCAACGCAGAUGACCCGUACAGCAAACCAUAUGGACAGUAUGACUACUCGCAGCCGAUGGGCUACUCGGCACCUCCGGGAAUGAUGCAACCCCAGCAGCCGUACUCAGGGCAGAUCUUCCAGCCCACGCCAGCCUUUACGCCAGCCUCCACGCAGUCCAUGUACAGUAGCAGCUUUGAGGAUGAGCCCCCGUUGCUGGAGGAGCUGGGGAUCAACUUUGACCACAUCUGGCAGAAAACUCUGACUGUGCUGCACCCGCUGAAGGCAGCAGAUGGCAGUAUAAUGAAUGAAACAGACCUGGCUGGUCCCAUGGUGUUCUGUUUGGCCUUUGGGGCGACGCUACUCUUGACGGGUAAGAUCCAGUUUGGUUACGUGUACGGUAUCAGUGCCAUCGGGUGCCUCGGCAUGUACUGCCUGCUCAACCUCAUGAGCAUGACGGGGGUCUCGUUUGGCUGUGUGGCUAGUGUUCUCGGUUACUGCCUGCUGCCCAUGAUCAUCCUGUCCAGUUUCGGGGUCCUCUUUUCCUUGCAGGGCAUGUUGGGUAUCAUUUUAACAGCUGCCAUCAUUGGUUGGUGCAGUUUUUCGGCCUCUAAGAUCUUCAUCUCUGCUUUGGCCAUGGAUGGGCAGCAGCUGCUGGUGGCGUAUCCCUGCGCCCUGCUGUACGGAGUCUUUGCCCUCAUCUCUGUUUUUUGAACUCUCAGCCUCUUUUAAUGGACAAAAUGACCACCGAUACACAACACGCACUCACAUCCUUUUAUUUGAGGACUGCUUUUGUAACACCCACCACACCACACACCCUCUCGCUGAGUGUUUCCAGUGUUUAUCAUGUUCUGAGAGAAUGUGGCAUUAAUUUCUCCUGCAAUUUAUUUUUUUUACCUGCCCACCUACUCUGAGAAAUGUUUUUGCUUACAUAAUGCAAGUUAAAACUCGUUCUUGUUCUUUAAUACGUUCACCGCAUUCUAUUGUUCUUUCCAAAAAAGUUAUCUUUAGCAGAGCCAGAAAAUGAAGUGUGUUUAUUGAAGAGAAGAAUGUGUAAUCAAUGCAAAGAGUACACCUCUCCUCCUACACAACAUCUUUAAAGCUUUUGUGUUUCAAGCAAGCAUCUCGCUCCGGAACGUUCUUUGCCAAGUUCGCUAGUAAUUGUUCUUUCUUGGAACUGUUUUUCUGUACAUUCCUGAAUUGCUGUUGAUUUGUUCGGUCUGUGUUCAUUCAUACACUUGGGGUCAGUAAGAGUGCCUACAUGUUCACACAUUUUCACACUAUUUCCAUCAUGUUCUAGGCGAAUUAAAUGAAAUUGUACAAAAAUCACACUUUGUGCAUCUUUUGCAAGCUGGUUUAGAGGAGUAUUUUAGACUAAAUGAAAAAUGCUUUCAUUAUUUACUCGCUCUCAUUUGGUUCCAAACCUGUAUGACAUCUAAUUUUAAUGAAAAAGCAAUUAAAAGUUAUACAUACUGCAUAUAUCUUUGUGCUGCAUACAGGUUUGGAAUGACAUGAGAAUGAAUACCUGAUGACAAUCUUCAAAGUUUUUCAAAAACAUUUCAUCGUUAAGACUUCAAUGCAGACUGUUGCAAUUUUGUGAGUUGAUUUGUUUUUCAAAUGCAUUUCACCCUUCUAACAGAAUCUCGUGUCUGCAGAUCAGUCUUCUGUAUAGUGAACCCUGAUGGCUGAAUUUUGUUUCCAUUUCUGAUUUAUUAGGUUUCACACAUUUAUCUUUUGAAAUGCAUGAGGCAGAGCCAAGGUUAAGCUUUAUUUAAAAUAGUUCUAAAAACUCAGUCAAAUUUACAGAAUAAAUCUUUCUGACCCGUGGACUGUAUGUAGGGGCUUUUUGUUAAUUUAAGGAGCCAUGACUGUCCUCUCAGAUAGAUGGGCAUAUUUAUAUACAAUGUAACUGUUUUGUAUAUCCAGAAGAGUACAAAAGUUUAUAUCAAUGCUGUCUUGUGGAAAAUCUGUGACCAACUGGUAGGGUGUUACACUUGUGCCGUUUCACAGUUUUAAUUAAAUAAAAAUGCAACUUUUGUUUCAAAA